Musa acuminata subsp. malaccensis (wild Malaysian banana) is the source of this 1266-nucleotide messenger RNA. Its product is annotated as choline-phosphate cytidylyltransferase 2. Lineage: Eukaryota; Viridiplantae; Streptophyta; Magnoliopsida; Zingiberales; Musaceae. Gene Ontology annotation, biological process: CDP-choline pathway. Gene Ontology annotation, molecular function: choline-phosphate cytidylyltransferase activity; phosphatidylcholine binding. The record is from RefSeq and is a predicted model, not a curated record.
CGCAAAAAAAGAGGGCUUUUUUAUUUGGUCCUCUUUCGUCCCUCCCCCUCUUCGCUUCCCUCCAAAGUCGCCGCACCGUCCGACAGCAGGCCGCACGUGAACCGAGGCGCCACCGGCGAGUCAUCCCAUGGCUCGGUUGCCCAGAGGGGACGUCGUCGCGCCGCCGGUGGCGGAGUCGGACCCGGAGCCCCCCGCCACGCCGACGACGUGGUACGAGAGCCUGUCCUGCUCCGCUCAUCCGGCGUCCGGAAAGGAGUGCCUCUUCCUGCAGGAACGCCCCGUCCGCGUCUACGCCGAUGGGAUCUACGACUUGUUUCACUUCGGCCACGCUCGAGCGCUCGAGCAGGCGAAGAAGCUAUUUCCAAACACCUACUUAUUAGUUGGGUGCUGCAGUGACGAAAUUACUCACAAAUAUAAGGGAAAAACUGUGAUGACUGAAGCUGAGCGUUAUGAAUCUCUACGCCACUGCAAGUGGGUUGAUGAAGUCAUACCAGAUGCUCCAUGGGUCCUCAACCAAGAGUUCAUUGACAAGCACAACAUAGACUUUGUGGCUCAUGACUCACUUCCAUAUGCAGAUGCAAGUGGAGCUGGCAAUGAUGUCUAUGAAUUUGUCAAAGCUAUUGGAAAAUUUAAGGAAACAAUUCGUACAGAUGGCAUUUCUACUUCAGAUAUUAUAAUGAGGAUUCUGAAAGACUACAAUGAGUAUGUGAAGCGUAAUUUAGCCCGUGGAUAUACAAGAAAGGACCUUGGAGUGAGCUAUGUGAAGGAGAAGCAACUGAGAGUGAACAUGGGAAUAACUAAAUUGCGGGAAAAAGUGAAGGAGCAUCAAGAAAAGUUGCACACAGUAGCAAAGUCGGCUGGAGUGAAUCACAACGAAUGGGUGGAAAAUGCAGAUCGCUGGAUCGCAGGCUUCCUUGAGAAAUUUGAGGAGGGCUGCCACAUCAUGGAAAUUGCCAUCAAAGAUCGAAUUCAGGAGGGUCUGAAGAGGCAGCAGAGCAAAUCAAAGACCAACCUCGAAGAAACAGUUCCCUCAUAAGUGUCCGCAAACCCUGAAGCAGUCGCUGCUGUCAUCUCGUCCUUUCGGUUUAAUUUUCUACUACUGCUUGUUAUUCGGUGUCCUCAUCAAAUCCUGAAGCAGCUGCUGCUGUAUUUGAGUCUGCUACCAAUGCAAAGCAGUGGGUUAGUUGCAUACAUAUAUGUCUUAUUGAAAUGUUUCUCCUUGAAAGAAAUAAUGUACUAUUAUUAUAAUUCAAUUCCUUUUUUCCA